AGAUCUUCAGUUAGUAAAUUUAAUUUAUAUGUAUUUAUACUUAAUAAAUACAUAAACAAAGAGGCUAACGGAACUUGUUGAUCGGAUUCAACAGGUCCGAUGUCCUGGCAACGCACUGUAAACAGACCAAAGGAGCUCAAGUUCAGCUGUUGCAUUGGUAACGAACGUGCCACGGAAUGUUUUAUCGAUAGCCACCAAUGGACAAGGACCACGCCAUAACAAAUAGCAAAUUCCAAGAGCAGACAGUUCACCCAGCAAUGUCGCGCUUCAAAAACGUCUAAUAAUUGUAGAAAAAAACGCCCAGCGGGAUAGUGAGUUCGGGAUCGGAUAAUGGGGAAUACGGAGAGUAAUGUGACCAGUGGGGUCAAGAAGCAGGCCGGAGUCUCCACCCAGGCUCUGUACAAGUUCGUGAACCUCAAGGGCGGCGGCCUUCUGGUGGACAUGAUGAAAAGAGCUUGUCAAACGAAACAAUUUGCUGAGAUCGAUCACGCCAUUAAGACCAAGGUGGAGCCAUUUUUGUAUAACAAAGGGGCUGGGCGGUACUUCCCCAUCUCGAAGCUUGUCUUGCUGCGGAAUCGGGAUCGCCCACGUACUCGGCAGCUGCCCGAGAUUAGGGCCCUUGAGAAUCCUGACGAGGACUUCAACAUUCACGACUAUUGCCCUGAGGUAUCGGAGGCGGAGUAUAUCUCCAAUCCGACGGCGUAUCGAUUCGUCUGCUGGGAUCUGAAUAUGCGGGGUGCUGUGGGCGAAACCAUCCUCCAUUUGUGCCUGCUAAAUGCCUCCUCCUUACAUGCUGAUCUGGCCAAGAGACUGCUCAAAUUCUACCCGAAACUUAUCCUGGACACCUAUAUGAGCGAUGAGUAUUACGGGGAGAGUGUCCUGCACAUUGCCAUCGUCAACGAGGAUCCAGCCAUGGUGAAAUAUCUACUGGAUGCCAAUGCAGAUGUACAAGAGCGUUGCUGUGGCGCCUUUAUGUCAGCGGAGGAUACCAAGUUUUCUCGGACAGAUUCCCCAGAUCACGAGUACGUGGCCCUUUGUCCCAUGACCAACUACGAUGGUUAUGUUUAUUGGGGCGAAUAUCCCCUAAGCUUCGCUGCCUGCCUGUCGCAGGAGGAAUGUUUCCGUUUGGUUUUGGCACGAGGAGCCGAUCCAGAUUUCCAGGACACCAAUGGAAACACCGUGCUCCAUAUGCUAGUUAUCUACGAAAAGAUUGAAAUGUUCGACGUGGGUUAUGAGGUGGGAACGAAUAUUCAUAUAAAGAAUAUUCAGAAUCUCACGCCCCUUACUUUGGCUGCCAAGUUGGGACGAGUUGAGAUGUUCUUCCAUGUGAUGAGUAUCGAAAGAGAGAUUUACUGGCAAUUGGGCAGCAUCACCUGUGCAGCCUACCCACUCCUAAUGAUUGAUACCAUUAAUGAGGAAACUGGUAAUAUCAACAAGGACUCCGUGCUGAACUUUGUGGUAUUUGGAGAUAAAUUGGAGCAUCUGGAGCUGUUGGAUGGCGUGGUUAUUGAUCUACUAAAGACCAAAUGGGAUACUUUCUGCAAAUCGCGGUUCUACAAGCAGUUCUACAUGUUUGCCCUUUACUUCUUGAUCUCACUGUUUAGUUUUAUCCUGCGUCCAGGUCCGGACAACAAGGAGGAAGACGAGGAUGGCGCUAAUAGCACUACUGUGAAAAAUGAUUUAUAUAGGCAAAAUGGAUCGGAAUCUUAUCAUCGGCAGACCAAGAGGGGUUCUUUGACUACUGAAUACAAAACUUUUUGGCUUAAUUUUACUGAGUAUUACGAUCCAUCGGAAGUUGAAGUCUUGCCUGCUUGGUGGGAGAGCUAUGCCCAGUGCCCUUUGAUGAAUCUGGAAUCCGAUUUGGCUAAGCUUCGUAUCAUGGCAGAGCUAUUAAACUUCGUUGGAGCUAUACUAUAUCUUCUAGUAGCCUUGCGGGAGGCUCGUUUUCUGGGCCUCAAAAUGUUUAUUGAAAAUUUGAUGACGGCUCCUUCACGGGUUAUGUUUCUGUUUUCCUGUGCUUUGAUGAUGACCAUUCCCUGGCUAAGGGUUUCCUGUCUCACCGAAAUCGAUGAUCAUGUCACCGUUGUCAUAAUGCUGACCACUGCUCCUUAUUUUCUGUUCUUUUGUCGUGGCUUUAAAACUGUUGGUCCCUUCGUAGUGAUGAUAUACCGCAUGGUCAUGGGAGAUCUGCUCCGUUUCGUCUCCAUCUAUCUGGUGUUCGUGAUGGGUUUCUCCCAGGCCUUCUAUAUAAUUUUCCUAACCUUUGACAACCCAUCGACCCCCGAAGAUCAAGAUGCAGAGUCCAAUCCAAUGCCUUCGCCCAUGGAAUCCAUAGUGGCCAUGUUCCUGAUGUCUCUCACAAAUUUCGGCGACUACUAUGGAGCAAUGGUGUCCACGCAGCACGAGUACGAGGCCAAGAUACUGUUCUUCCUGUUCAUGGUGAUUGUGAGCGUAUUGCUGGUGAACAUGUUGAUUGCCAUGAUGGGUAACACCUACCAGAAGAUCGCUGAGAUACGUAACGAAUGGCAACGCCAGUGGGCCAGGAUCGUCCUAGUGGUGGAGCGAAGUGUACCACCCGCCGAGCGGUUGAAGAACUUUAUGCACUACAGUCAGUCGAUGUCGGAUGGCCGGAGGGCAUUGGUCCUGCGUUUGAAUAUGACUGAAGAGGAAAAGGAGGAAAUGAAGGAGGUCCAGGAGAUGAAACGCAUCCAUCAGCGUUUCUCCAAGAAGCGGCAAAUGGAGCGAGAAGCUCGUGCCCUUCGACGUCAGCAGGAGUAUGAGAAGUUCUUCGGCACCGCCCCCAAAUCGGAAAGUUCCGAAAACAACAACUUUUGAAAACCAUUUGGACAAAACCAGAGUCACUUAAAUUAGUUCAAGUUUUAUUGAGCCUUGUUAAAAUGUGUUCGUUUUGAGCAAUAAAUUUUAGUUUACAUUGCAAGUCACAGGUCAAAAAGAUAAGGUUUUGUAGUUUUAAGGGAAAGUGCUGUUUAAGCGAAGGGGAUAUCAACUUUCUUUACUUCUAAAUAUUUUCUUAAAUUUAACUUACUUUUUUAAA
This is a messenger RNA of Drosophila eugracilis, 3055 nucleotides long. It is a transcript of the gene nan, whose product is annotated as transient receptor potential cation channel subfamily V member 5. Gene Ontology annotation, cellular component: membrane. The record is from RefSeq and is a predicted model, not a curated record. Gene Ontology annotation, biological process: calcium ion import across plasma membrane. The coding region runs from base 331 to 2835 and encodes 834 amino acids. The transcript is spliced from 8 exons. Gene Ontology annotation, molecular function: protein binding; calcium channel activity. NCBI's taxonomy places the organism in Eukaryota, Metazoa, Arthropoda, Insecta, Diptera, Drosophilidae.